This is a messenger RNA of Cajanus cajan (pigeon pea), 1770 nucleotides long. RefSeq names its product B3 domain-containing protein REM20. The record is from RefSeq and is a predicted model, not a curated record. Gene Ontology annotation, molecular function: DNA binding. NCBI's taxonomy places the organism in Eukaryota, Viridiplantae, Streptophyta, Magnoliopsida, Fabales, Fabaceae.
AUGCACCAUGCAUGCACCAUCUUGAUAUGAUUCCUUCACAACGAUCAAUUUCCAAAGACAGAAAAAAGAAAAGAAAAGAAACAGAAUCAUGAUGAGAGACUCAGAUAUUUAAAGAGAAGUUUCUGUGGAGGGUUGAAGGGAAAGGAAAGUUGAGCAUCCAUCGUGUUUGUUGUGAAGAGAUAGAAGCUAUCAUUGACAUUCCCAUAAAACCUUCAAAUCCUAUCCUAAAGUUGAGAAAUCAACACCAAAGCCACAACCUCAAACACCAACUACACCACCCAAAGCAAAAAGAUAGAAGAAAACAAAGAGGGUUGAACUUUGGAGUCAAUUCUUUCCUGACCUUGAAACACAUCAAAGUUUCUACACUUCCAUCUCGAUGACUACUGGUGCCAAGAAACACCCUGACUUCUUCAAAGUCUUCCUUCCGGAACAAAGCUCAGAAAGAUUGCUUAUCCCAAAUUCUUUUGUGAGGUUGAUUAACAUGCAAGGAAGGAUCCCUGAGGAUGUCAUACUCAGAAAUUGUGGUGGGAGAGUUUGGCAUGUCAAAACGGGUCGUAUUGGAGAGAAGUUAUACUUUGAUGAUGGGUGGAAGGUUUUCCAAGAAGAAAACUGUUUAGGAAAAGCUGACUUUCUGGUCUUUGAGUAUGAUGGAAGCAAUGAGUUCAAGGUAUUAAUCCUUGAAAUAUCAACACAGUGUGAAAAGACUGUGGUAAAGAUGGAGGAGGAGGAGAAUGUAGAAGAGGAAGCAGAAGCACAAGAAGUUGAUGAGAUGGAGGUGAGAGAGGAGGAAGAACAUGAACAAGUUGAGGAGGGUAAGAUAGAGGAUGAGGAAGAUAGUGAAGAUGAGGACUAUGAUAGUGAUGACGAAGAUGACAGUGCCUAUGAUAAUGGUAGUGAUGAGGAUUCAGGGAUGGAAGAAGAGAUUGAAGAAGAGCACAGUGCUGGAAGCAUCGGUCGAAGUUAUCUUAGAGCUUGCAAAAGAGAGACUGAAUCAAGUUCUACCCCCAGGGUGGAAGGUCCUCUUGAAGUCUAUGAAUUUGAUCCAGAAAUGUAUAUUCAGCCGGAGAAUCCAUAUUUUGAAGCAAAACUCUACAAAAGUAGACGCAAUGAAUUGCACAUUCCAGGAAAUGUCAUUAAAGACUUUUCCCUCACUUUUCAUGAAAAGGUUACCCUCUUUUGUUGCGGAUGCUGCCAACGCCGGGAUUUUCAAGAAAUUGAGUUACGAGAGUAUCAUCUGAGCUUGGCACAACAUGCACCCAUCCGAAAAAGAUAUUUGGAAGUGUCAGGAGAAGUCUGUAGGUGGCUAGAUGGUAGAGUAUGCGUCAAAGGUUGGUUGAGCUUUUGUAGAAGGAACAAGAUGACAAAAUAUGAUACGUGCCUAUGUGAAAUUAUAUCAGGGGAAGACCAAAUAGUAAGAAUGUUUCGAGUGCAUGUACUAUGUUCUAGGAGGGGAUGAACACACAAUUGUGAUGCCAGUGAUUUGGACUUUUGACUAGCUAAUUGUUAAUGCUUAUAAUUUUCUCAUGUAAUGGUUUCUUCCAUUUUCUUAUGGAAUGAUAACCAUAUUCAUCCAUACUUCGUUGCAUUCACAGUCAUGUAACUUAGACUACUUCACUUUAGCCAUUUGUCUUGUUCUACUUUGGACAACUUCUAUUGAUUGGAUUGGAAUCUGAACUUGCUUGUGGGCUUAAAUUCCACUUUGUUUUUAGUUGGACAAAUAUGAACUUAAUUUUUAUGCAAUUGGUGAACCAAUUUGAUGCUAGAACCAAU